Molecule: messenger RNA, 2213 nt
Organism: Misgurnus anguillicaudatus (oriental weatherfish)
Lineage: Eukaryota; Metazoa; Chordata; Actinopteri; Cypriniformes; Cobitidae
Gene: ntng1b
Product: netrin g1b
Biological process (GO): axonogenesis; animal organ morphogenesis; tissue development
Source: RefSeq, a predicted model, not a curated record
CUUACAUUUGGAGAUCGUCGCUUUCAGCAUGUUAGUUGUUCUCUCCCGGGCAGGAUAGGUAAGAACUGACAGCACCUGAAUGUUCUGGAAGUUUGACCCUAAUUGUUCUUUUAAUGGGCUGAGAGGUUCUGUGCAAUGACUUCUUUUUGAAAAGAGUCGGAGUUUACACAAGUAUGCUGAAUGAUGAUUCUGUAAGAGUUCAGUUGGUUGAUGAACACUUGACAAACUGGUAGAAGAUCCUGCGUAUUUUCCCAUCAUUGACUCCGGAGUUAAAUGUCUGGGAUAUGAUCUGAUCAUUACAAAAAGGUUUCAUAGUGGAUGCAUUCAUCCUGGAAAACUGUCAAGACUUAGGAGGACACACAGGAAAUAGCGAUGGACAAGAGGAUAUCUUAAAAUGGCCUCCACUAAUGGCUUCAAGAAGGAAUUAAUAUCAUCCCUUCACACCUGUGACUUACAGCAACUUUGUCAAAACCCGUUCAACCAACCUGCGAAGCAGUCAGACUCAUAAAUACAAACAAAUGAAUGAAAUUAGAUUGGCCUAAAGACGCUGAGUCAAAGCUGGCAUGCUGCCACAGAUUUCAGCCUUUUUCCCCCAUUAAAGUUCAGUGCUAGCACAGAGGCUGUCUGCCUCAUCACCCUCCACCUUCUUUUUAUCUAUCAGACUCUAUUUAAUGAGGCAUCAGAAGGAAAGGGGAACCAUGUACUUAUUGCUAGUGUUUGUAAUACAGGCCCUGUGGGUGAGUUGGUGUCAUGCCAUGCAGCAUUACCCGGCCUCAUGGGGGCACUAUGACGUUUGUAAAUCCCAGGUUUAUGCAGAGGACCGCCUGGCUUGGCAUUAUAUGGCCUGCCAACCGGAAGCAACCGACAUGACCAAAUACCUGAGAGUGUCGUUGGACCCACCCAACAUUACCUGCGGAGAUCCACCCGAGAUGUACUGUGCUCUGGAAAACCCAUAUAUGUGUAAUAAUGAAUGCGAUGCUGAGACAGAGGAGCUCGCCCAUCCUCCCGAGCUCAUGUUUGACUCCGAGGGACGAAACCCCACAACAUUCUGGCAGUCAACAUCCUGGAAGAAAUACCCAAAGCCCCUUCAGGUGAACAUCACUCUGUCCUGGAACAAAACUAUAGAACUCACAGAUGACAUCGUCCUCACUUUUGAGUCCGGUCGACCUGAGCAAAUGGUCCUGGAGAAGUCACUGGAUUACGGCCGCACGUGGCAGCCCUACCAGUUUUAUGCAUCUGAUUGUUUGGAUGCUUUUACAAUGGAGCCAAAAGCAGUGCACCAACUGACCCCGACCUCCAUGCUGGAAAUCAUCUGUACUGAGGCCUAUUCAACAGGCUACGUGUGGAAGUACGACAAGACUGUACGCUUUGAGAUCAAAGAUCGUUUCGCCCUUCUCGCAGGCCCGAGGCUGCACAACAUGGCUUCUCUGUACGGGCAGCUGGACACCACCAAGAACCUAAGGGAUUUCUUCACGCUCUCUGACCUUCGCAUCAGACUCCUACGGCCUGCCACUGGAGCCACGAUGGUGGAUGAGAACAACCUCUCUAGAUACUUCUACGCCAUCUCAGACAUCAAAGUGCAGGGCAGGUGCAAGUGCAAUCUCCAUGCCAACAGCUGUGUGUUUGACAAAGGGAAGUUGGGUUGCGAAUGCGAACACAACACCACGGGGCCGGAUUGCGCCCGGUGCAAGAGACACUACCAGGGCCGAGCCUGGAGCAUGGGCUCUUACCUGCCCAUACCCAAGGGCACUGCCAAUAUAUGUAUCCCAAGCAAUCUUGGCACCUCAGUUCGACCAAAUGCUUCUUCCCUUGGAGCAGCAAACCGAAAUCAAGCUCGAGUAUGCGACAACAUCCUCCUGCGCUGCCAGAAUGGAGGUGUGUGCCAUCACCACCAGCGCUGCCAGUGUCCAGCAGGUUUCACCGGCGUACUGUGUGAGAAAUCCCAAUGCCAGGGCGACUCCUGCGACGAGCUGCAGUCCAGUCAACCGGCCCUCCACCAAACGUCUCUCCCGUUGGUCAUUGUCUCCCUCAUCUCUACCCUGCUGGUCACCCGGGGACUACAAUCUCUCUGAGAGAAACACUCAAGCCCCAGAGACAUUGUCCACAGGGAUCCUCAUCUUCCUGUUAGAGGACACAAGCUUCAUUGCUGAAAAGAAAGAACUUAUUUCUGGAAAACCACAAAGUUUUCUACUGAAUCCUAUAUUAAAUAAUAA